AUGAUAAAAAAAUCAAGAGGUCAGGCAGAAGUUUCAACCGAAGCUUCAUCAAUAGGAUUAAUUGUUUCCUCAGCUUCCACAGCCUCUGUAUCGUCACCAAUAUCAAGACCAAGUUCAAAAAAGAAAAUUUUUGGAGUUUUCUUGUAUAAAUUUGGUAAUGGUUCUAUAAAUUAUGAAAAGGAGGGUGAAGAAACUGAGAAGAUCGUUAAGGAGGAAGCUGGUGUGGAGGUUGAAGAAGCUAGUGGUAGAAUUGAGAUAGAGGUCGGGGAGGAAGCUGGUAUGGAGGUUGGCAAAGAAGCUGGUGGUGGAAUCGAGACAGAGGUCGAGGAGGAAGCUGAUGUAAAGGAAACAAAAUUACUUUUAGAUAUGGAAAAGAUAUUCCCAAUUCCAAAAAAAGUCAAACCAAUUUCAAAACAAAGACCACUCGAAUCACGUAAUGUUUGGAAACCUGUCACAACAGUUUUAUUUCAAAAAGACUAUACAAAGGCUACAAAAGAGAAACAAAUAAUAGAAGAAAGGCAAAGACAAAAGGUUGCAGAAUAUAAAUCUAAUAAAGAAUUCAAUGCUGCUUAUUUUAAAUUACCAAUUAUUGAUGCAAAAGUGGAGGACGAUAGUACUAUCUUGAUUAUAGAAGAAACACCAUACCGGAAGAGCCCAGGAUAUCUGAGAGAUACUACACUAGAAAACGCUACUAACUCCCCAGAAAUAUCACCACCAAAAUCGACCCUUAGGGACCUAGAAAGGGCAAUAACUGAAGUUACUAGUAAAAAGGUAGCAUUAGAAUUCCAAAGAGAAAAGGGUACAGAACUAGAUAAAAGGGACCGGGAAUUUAAAAUACAGGAAUACGAAAAGAAACUCCUUCAAUACAGAGCAUUAGUAGCAAAAGCAAAGGAAGACCAGAUGAGUGGAUUUUUUGGAGGAAUAUCAAGAUCAUUAUCAGGGGGAGGCCAGAACACAACAAAAGAAGACAAUUCGGAGACUAAACCAGUGGUUCAAAUGGUAGAAGCAAAAACAGGUAUUAAAACAGCAACAGGACCACCAGUGCCGGACCCAUCAACAAUAGUAAAAGAAAAUAAAGAAAAAAAGAAAGAGGCCGGGGCAUCUACUAGCAGCAGCAAGAAUAGUAAGCCACAAAGUACUGCAGGGGACAAUGUUGGAGGGACCAGUACGACAACACCAGUAACGGCAGGGACAUCUACUAAUCCACCAGAAAACCCAUUUUGCAUAAUUAAAAACUGUAAAAAUAAAAAACAAAAAGGAGCACAAUUCUGCAAGAGCUGCUUGGAUAAGCAGCUGGCAGCAAGACAAUGUGUAACCAAGGAUUGCACUAAUGUGAAAUUGGGAGGGUCGAAAUUUUGCUCAAAGUGCGCCUCCAAAAAUGACACAGUCUACUGCAAAGAGGGAACCUGCGUUGAACAAGCCCAAAUGGGAGAAUUAUACUGUGCAGUGCAUACAUGCACAACCAAUGGCUGUAUGGAGCCAAGGGAUGGGAAUAGCCAUCUGUGCAAAAACUGCUAUCAGAAAGUAGAAGAACAAAGAAAGGAAAGAGUAAAGUGUGCAAUAUUACGAUGUAAUAACAGAAGGGAGAUGGGCAAUAUCUUUUGCACAACAUGCAGGGGAUCUUUUUGUGAACAGUGUGGGACAGAUAAGGACGUGGGUGACCGAUAUUGUCGGGGGUGUAAAUGUCAAAUAGAUUCAUGCGAAAACAAAAGAGAAGAUUAUAAAACCUUUUGUAAGGAAUGUCAAGAGGACCCAAGAAGGUGUAUAACGGAAGACUGCCCUAGGGCAAAGCUAAGUGGAGGAAGCUAUUGUGAAAAUUGUAGAAGAAGGGAUUUGAGAAGAUGCCCAGCCCCUUUCUGUACGGAAUGGAAUCACAUAAAUAACACUCAGUGCCAACACUGUGGAGCCAAAAUAAGACAAUGUGAAGAACAGGGAUGUGAAAACCUUGUGCUAGAGGACGCAAUGUACUGUUGGCCCUGUGAAAAGAAUCUACCAGAGUGCAUAAGGGAAGGAUGCCGAAGCUCAGUGCAGCAUAGGUCAAAUCGGUACUGUGAUGUUUGCUUUAAUAACAUGAGCCCACCAAACACACCAUCACCAACAGUUUCUCGAACAGUCAGAAUGGGGCAAGGAGCGGGACCUCAACCAAACUUAGCAGGAACUAGUAUCCAGGGAAUAGGAAGAACUGCCACACCACCACCAAGACAACCGCCUAAUUGGCAAACAACAGUCACACAACCACCAGGGGGCCAGCAGGGUAUAGUUGAUCCAUUCAUCACAGUUAUUAGGUCAUCUUCCCCACCAAUUCUACCAAUUACACAACCAAUUGCAAUACCAGUACCCACUACACAACCACAACCACCACCACCACAGCCAAUAGCUCCACAACCAAUGCCGCCACUAGUACCAUUUCCACAGCAACCACCAGUGACUACCCAACAGCAGCAGUUGCCAUUACCAAUACCACCAGUUACAGUGGCAAGCACUCAACCAACACAACCACCACCAGGGCAACCACCAGUGGGAGGAACAUUUGGUCUUCAACACAUCAACACAUUAGUAGCUACCCAAGUAACACAACUAGGACAGAAUGUGAAUACACUAGCCAUGGAAAUCAGAGAAGGAAAAGUAAUGAGCAACCAGGGGAAUGUUUCCACUGUAAUAAAACAGGACAUUGGGCAAGGAACUGCCCAGAAAGAAACAAACGAGCAAAAUGUUACAAUUGUGGAAAAGAAGGCCACAUAUCAAGUCAAUGUAACAACAACCAAGAAGAGUUCUAUUGAACCAGGAGCAUUAUGA
Molecule: messenger RNA, 2796 nt
Organism: Entrophospora sp. SA101
Lineage: Eukaryota; Fungi; Glomeromycota; Glomeromycetes; Entrophosporales; Entrophosporaceae
Source: the annotation of a GenBank genome assembly